This is a messenger RNA of Amaranthus tricolor (Joseph's coat), 1831 nucleotides long. RefSeq names its product putative clathrin assembly protein At2g25430. The record is from RefSeq and is a predicted model, not a curated record. The coding region runs from base 37 to 1668 and encodes 543 amino acids. The transcript has a single exon. Gene Ontology annotation, cellular component: clathrin-coated pit; clathrin-coated vesicle. Gene Ontology annotation, biological process: clathrin coat assembly; clathrin-dependent endocytosis; vesicle budding from membrane. Gene Ontology annotation, molecular function: 1-phosphatidylinositol binding; clathrin heavy chain binding; SNARE binding. NCBI's taxonomy places the organism in Eukaryota, Viridiplantae, Streptophyta, Magnoliopsida, Caryophyllales, Amaranthaceae.
UUCCAACCAAAAAACUCUAGAAAAAAACCUAUAUCAAUGGCACCCAGUUCCAUUCGGAAAGCAUUAGGGUUAGUUAAAGAUCAAACAACCAUUAACAUUGCAAAAUUGGCGUCUCAUAGUGACCCAGAAAUCGAAAUCUUGAUCGUUAAAUCCACAAGCCAUGAGAAAGAAAUUCCAAAUAUCAAACAUUCAAACGAGAUUUUGCAACAAAUUUCAUAUUCUAGAGAGAAAAUUAAAGAAUGUGUAAGUUUAAUUGCUAAACGAAUUGAAAGAACCCAUGAUUGGAUUGUCGAGUUAAAGUGUUUGAUUCUUGUUCAUAGACUAAUCACUGAUGGUGGUAAGAAUAUUGUGAAAGAAAUUGCUUCUGCUAAUUCAAGUUGUAGAAUGUUGAGUAAUUUGUGUUAUUUUCAAGAUUUAGCCCAUUCAAAUUCAUGGGAUUACACAGAUUUUGUGAGGAGAUAUGGGAUGUAUCUUGUAAAGAAAAUUGAGUUAUUGGUGUUUGAUGAAAUGUGGCUGAGAAAAAAGAAAAGGAGUUCAUUUGAUGAUUUAAAGAAAUUGGAGGAGAAAGAUAAGAAAAUGGAGGCAACCCAUUUGAGAGAUGAACUAAUCCUUGAGAGGGUAUUGAGUAGAAUGGAGAGAUUGCAAAGGUUGCUUCAAAGGGUACUCGAUAUGGGUUCGAGGUAUGUAAAAAAACACAGAAAACUUGUGAUUCUUGCUUUUGCUUUGGUUGUGGAAGAGAGUUUUGAGCUGUAUAUUGAUAUUUCUGAGGGCUUAUCAUUCAUGUUGGAUCGGUUUUGGGGUAUGGACUAUCUGAAUUCUGUUAAGACUUAUGGGACUUUUGCUACUGUGGCAAAACAGUUUGAUGAUCUUGCUGAGUUUUAUGAUUGGUGUAAGGGGCUUGAUGGUGCUGAUAUUCCUGUUGAGUAUCCAAAAGUUGAGAAAAUAGGGGAUGAUCUUUUGAAGUCCAUGGAAAAGAGUGUAAAGAAGAAGUCAAAUGAAACGAAAAGUUCUAGAAGAAUUGAGUUGAGGAACCCAUCAACUAUGUGUAAGAAGAAGCCAGAAAACAAUGAAAUUGGUAUGGAAUUGGUGAGUUUCUGUGGUGUUCAUGAGAAAUCAGGUUGUGAAGUUACCCAAAUGUUCGAUCGAUCUCUUAGUGGGACUCAAAUGAAAACGAGUAAUCAAUGGAUAGAGUUUUCGGAUGAUGGUGAACCACCCAUUACUCCAGUUGAUGAUUCAAGCAGUCUAGAUUUGGUGUUGUCUAAAACUGAUAUAUCCAAACAGAACCCUGAUUUUGUUGUCAAUUUUGAUGAUGUCUUGCUAGAUGGGCUUUAUGAUCAAACUGGUAUGAACCAGUUGAGUAGUGAUAAUGCUAGUAGUUUCGUGUCGCCUUGGCUAGACGAGAAGAAUGUGGUUUUGUCACUACCGAGCAAUGAAGGGUCAGUCGAGACAGUUACUCAGGAUCCAUUCGCAGCAUCUCUAGCAGUGCCGCCUCCUAUAUAUGUUCAGUUAGCCGAGAUAGAGAAGCAGCGGCAUUUGCUGGUUCAAGAGCAACAGCUUUGGCAUGAAUUUGUUGCAAAUGGGAUGCAGGAUCAAGUCAAUCUUUUGGUGCAUAAUGGGCCUUUAAUCAAUGCUACUGCUCCUCAUGAAAUCAUGCUUUAUCCUUGGUGAAAAUAUAAGAAUGUAUGCCUUUAGAAUGCUCUUAAACCAUGCAAAUGUUUCUGAAAAUAUUCGUUCGUAUAUGCUUAUAUACUGAUUGUUAGCAAGGAAGCAGAGUACUUCAACAGUUUUUUUUAUAGGUUACGGAUUUUUGUUAUGCAUUUUACAGAUUUAU